Molecule: messenger RNA, 1770 nt
Organism: Candida tropicalis MYA-3404
Lineage: Eukaryota; Fungi; Ascomycota; Pichiomycetes; Serinales; Debaryomycetaceae
Gene: CDC23
Product: anaphase promoting complex subunit
Exons: 1
Coding region: 1-1770 (589 amino acids)
Biological process (GO): cell division
Cellular component (GO): anaphase-promoting complex
Molecular function (GO): protein binding
Source: RefSeq, a predicted model, not a curated record
AUGUCAGGUCAAAUCAACGUAGAAACAACAGGGAUCAAUCUUGAGGAUUUAAGAAUACAAUUAUUUCAGUCGGCAUUGAAAUUAAACAAUCUAAAUUUGUAUCACGCUGGCAAAUGGUGUGCAGAAGCAUUGAAUGGUUUGAAGGAAAAGAAUCCCAUAACCUAUCCUAUUAUCCCUUUAGAUCCCGAAGACUUGGUUGACCAAGAUUCAUUUCUAUUAGCUAAGGCGUAUUUUAAUUGUAAUGAGUUUGAUAGGGCUGCAAAUGUGUUAAAGGAUUGCAAAGGUGGCGAUGCCAAGUUUCUCCGAUUGUACUCAAUGCUAAUAUCCGUAGACAAAAGGGCAUCGGAGGAGACAGACGGCUCGAUAAACAUUGGAUUGAUAAACGAUAUAAAUGAUGACGGAGGUUCAGAAACGAAGGAAGUAGUAAUCAACUCAUUAAAUUCCCAACUUUCAAAAAUUAUAUUAGAAUCAGAGAAUUUUUUGGCCCACCGGGAAAAUGCAUUCCUAUACUACCUAAAUGGAAUGAUAUACAAUAAAAAGAAAAAGUAUCAGUUGGCCCAGCAAAGUCUAAGUAGAUCAUUACAAUUGUUCCCUUAUAAUUGGUCUUGCUGGCAGGAACUUAUUGCUUCGCUAACAUCAUUUGAAGAAGCCAAUGAUUAUAUCAACAGAACCAAAAACAGCAACUCGUCCUUAUCGAAUAGCAUUAUGUUUCAAUUUUUUGAAGUUGUGAUUUUACAAGAAUUCUACCAUCAGCUGAAUACCCUAUUUGAUAAUCUCAGUAAUCUUGUUAGCUUAUUUCCAAACUUUGUCUUUCUAAAAAUCCAGCAAUUUCUCAUUUCAUAUCAUAAUCUCGACUAUUUCCAAGCGGAAGCUACUUUUGAUCAAAUCUUGCGACAGGAUCCGUUGCGAUUGGAUGAUUUAGAUACCUUUUCUAACAUGUUGUAUGUGAUGGAAAAAAGAUCAAAGUUGUCUUACUUGGCCCAAUAUGCUUCACAAAUAGAUAAAUUUCGUCCCGAAACGUGCUGCAUCUUAGCGAACUACUAUUCCAUGAAAUGUGAGCAUGAGAAAGCUAUAAUGUACUACAAACGUGCAUUAACAUUGAACAAAAACUGCCUUAGUGCGUGGACAUUAAUGGGCCACGAAUUUGUUGAAUUGAAGAAUAGCCAUGCAGCCAUUGAAUCGUAUCGUCGAGCAGUUGAUACCAACCCUAAAGACUUUCGUGCAUGGUAUGGAUUAGGUCAGGCUUAUGAAGUUUUGGAUAUGCAUUUAUACGCAUUGUACUAUUAUCAGCGUGCCACUAAUUUGCAACCAUUGGAUAAGCGUAUGUGGCAAGCCAUUGGAAAUUGCUAUGAAAAGAUUGAUCAGCUCGAAGAAGCACAAAAAUCAUUUGCGAAAGCACUUGCAAUUGGGAAAGUUGUUCACCUGGCGGGUGACAUGAACUACGACAACAAUAAGGAUCAUGAAGAACCUAGUUUCUCUGUUGAACCUCACAUUUGUUACCGUUUGGCUAUCAUUCUGGAAAAAUUAGGGAACCACAAGGAGACCUUCAAAUAUAUGAAGUUAUGCUUUGAACAGGAAUUUGAUUGGGGUAUAAGUGAUGAAACUUCGAAGGCAAGAUUAUGGCUUGCAAGGGAUGCUUUGAAUAAUUGGAAGUUUGAAGAGGCGUAUGAAUUGGCUAAAGAUUUGAAUCAUAGUAAUGCCCAUGAUAUUGAGGAUGCCAGAGCAAUAGCCCGUGAUGCCAGAAACAGAAUGAAAAACCAGCUACAUUGA